CGCCCCGGCCCCGUUCCCCUCCCACCCCCGCCCCCGGCUCUGAUUUCUUCUCCCGAGCGAGCUCGGCAGGAGACACAGGCGCUGGCUGCCCGGUCCGCUCUCCGCCUCCGCCGCGCCCUCCUCGCCCGGGAUGGGCCCCCCCGCCGCCGCCGCCGCCGCCGCCGCCGCCGCCGCCAGAGCCAUCUCCUCCAGACCGCCGCCUUAGUCGCUGAGCACGUCCUGAAGCCCUGGCGGCCCCGCGCACCUACUCACUCCGCAGCCUCGCCCGCUGCCCGCGCCGGCCGGCGGUAGACAAGUCACGAUGCUGCCGCCCGUGUCCUCCCUCCUCGGGCUGCUGCUGCUGUUACUCCUGUGUCCAGCGCACGUCGGUGGACUGUGGUGGGCCGUGGGCAGCCCCUUGGUCAUGGACCCUACCAGCAUCUGCAGGAAGGCACGGCGACUGGCAGGACGCCAGGCUGAGUUGUGCCAGGCUGAGCCGGAAGUGGUGGCAGAGUUAGCCCGGGGUGCCCGGCUUGGGGUACGAGAGUGCCAGUUCCAGUUCCGCUUCCGACGCUGGAACUGCUCCAGCCACAGCAAAGCCUUUGGGCGCAUCCUGCAGCAGGACAUUAGGGAGACCGCCUUCGUGUUUGCAAUUACGGCUGCGGGAGCCAGUCACGCGGUCACACAGGCCUGUUCUAUGGGUGAGCUUCUGCAAUGUGGCUGCCAGGCACCCCGCGGUCGGGCCCCGCCCCGGCCCUCUGGCCUGCCUGGCACCCCUGGACCCCCUGGACCCGCAGGCUCCCCAGACGCCAGUUCUGCCUGGGAGUGGGGAGGCUGCGGUGACGACGUGGACUUUGGGGACGAGAAGUCAAGGCUCUUUAUGGAUGCCCGGCACAAGCGGGGACGUGGAGACAUCCGAGCGCUGGUGCAGCUACACAACAACGAGGCAGGCCGGCUGGCCGUGCGGAGCCAUACGCGCACCGAGUGCAAGUGCCAUGGGUUGUCCGGCUCGUGCGCACUGCGCACCUGCUGGCAGAAGCUGCCCCCGUUCCGCGAGGUGGGCGCGCGGCUGCUGGAGCGCUUCCACGGCGCCUCACGUGUCAUGGGCACCAACGACGGCAAGGCCCUACUGCCCGCCGUUCGCACGCUCAAGCCGCCCGGCCGCGCCGACCUCCUAUACGCCGCGGAUUCGCCUGACUUCUGUGCCCCAAACCGGCGCACCGGCUCGCCGGGCACUCGCGGCCGUGCCUGCAACAGCAGUGCCCCGGACCUCAGUGGCUGCGAUCUGUUGUGCUGCGGCCGUGGGCACCGCCAGGAGAGCGUGCAGCUCGAGGAGAACUGCCUGUGCCGCUUCCACUGGUGCUGCGUGGUGCAGUGCCACCGCUGCCGCGUGCGCAAGGAGCUCAGCCUCUGCCUCUGAUCCGACGCCCGGCUCACCAAUUGCGCAGAGCCGCCUUUCGGUACCUGCAGAACCUCUAGGGUCCAGUAGGGAGCGCUGCCUGGUCCCAGCCAUUCCUUGCGAGAGUCCAUCUCCCAGGCUUCCGGAAAUUGUGAGACCGUGGCUUGGGAUAUGCGUCAGCCCACGAAGGCCAAGUGCACCGGACUGAUCCCCAAGAAGCGCUCUGGGAGUUUCUUGGGGGGAUUAUACAAGCCCUCCAGGUGGAAACCAAAAAGCCGGUCUCUAGACCUCUGGAGAGGGGCUCCUAAGAACGCUGGCCAUGGAAUGGGUGGGUGAGUUUAGCAUCAAUAAAGAUAUUUAAACCAACAGGACUGGACACGCAGUUUGGGAGGACUGGUCUACCUCCAGCUGCCAGAGGGCUCGGGAAGGAGUGUGUAAAAGGGAGGGGGUUUUGAUGGAACUUACAUCUUAGAGGUUGUCACCCUGGGUACCCAUCUCCUCUGCUACUGGAUUGGACUCUCCUGGAAACUCUGUACCUUUACACUUUUACCCUUUUUGUCCCACAAUGGGGGCCUGCAUCUGAGGAAGAACUAGUGAUUCCUCUUUAAAGAGUCGGUGAGAAGAUCCAGGAAAAGGGGACGAGAAGCGUCUGGUGUGCUCAGGCCUGGCCUUAAUUUUUAGGGUGUUGUGUUUAUUCAUGUGGCCCCCAGGGAACUCAAAGGUAGGCUUUUGGGGCCAGCCAAGUCCAUGGAAUUAAAGCACUUUAUCAACUGUAGAAUAUGAUGAAACUAGGUGAUUAGCAACGCCAGCUUCUUUUUACCAUCAAACUAACCUCACCCCUAUUAGCACUGAAAAGACUGCCCACACAUUUCUAGUCCUGCUUGGAGGGCAAAAGAGGUUUCUCUUGGCACCCAACCACACCACCUUCCUUCUGGCUCCUUUGGAAGUUGAAGGUAAAGGGAUGUGGGCAGUUCUGACUUCUCCAGAACUGAAGCCUUCCUUGGGGGGAGGGGGGCAACUGUGGGGAUUUGAAGUCCCCACCUUCCUCCAGUCCAAAUAAUGUAAUGGGGAAUGACUCCCCCAUUGAGGUAUGUAGGACAAAGCAUGAAAUUUGUAUUCAAGAGCUCUGAGUUUAAAGCUUCUGCUGAUGAUGCUUAGUUUAUAACAUAGGCCAAUGUGGCCUCAGUGU
Messenger RNA from Sciurus carolinensis (gray squirrel), 2567 nucleotides. RefSeq names its product Wnt family member 6 (gene Wnt6). NCBI's taxonomy places the organism in Eukaryota, Metazoa, Chordata, Mammalia, Rodentia, Sciuridae. Gene Ontology annotation, cellular component: extracellular region. Bases 302 to 1399 code for a protein of 365 amino acids. The record is from RefSeq and is a predicted model, not a curated record. The transcript is spliced from 4 exons. Gene Ontology annotation, biological process: canonical Wnt signaling pathway; multicellular organism development; cell fate commitment. Gene Ontology annotation, molecular function: frizzled binding; cytokine activity.